Messenger RNA from Pseudoliparis swirei, 3387 nucleotides. It is a transcript of the gene pdzph1, whose product is annotated as PDZ and pleckstrin homology domains 1. The transcript is spliced from 7 exons. The record is from RefSeq and is a predicted model, not a curated record. NCBI's taxonomy places the organism in Eukaryota, Metazoa, Chordata, Actinopteri, Perciformes, Liparidae. The coding region runs from base 1 to 2616 and encodes 871 amino acids.
AUGAGCCGCUGGGAGGCUGAAGCUGACGGUGUGUUCACUGUUAAUGAACAAUGUCGGAGUUACCACCGCGCAGGGCUCAGGCAACAUAACACGUGUCUGGAGAUGGACCGAGACAUGAUGACCGUAGAGUCUCACAGCCCAGAGCCCCCGGCAGGAGAAUUGAGUCCAGGAGCCUUCGCCAAACACGCCAUCCCUCCAUCCUCCAGAGGCUCAGAGGAACACGAACUCCACCCGGUCACAUCACCCCUCAAGGACCCUAGUGGACCUGCCCUGGAAGACCCUAGUGGACCUGCUCUGGAAGACCAUAGUGGACCUGCUCUGGAAGACCCUAGUGGACCUGCCCUGGAGGACCCUUGUGGACUUGCUCUGGAAGACCCUAGUGUACCUGCUCUGGAAGACCCUAGUGGACCUGCCCUGGAGGACCCUUGUGUACCUGCUCUGGAGGACCCUAGUGGACCUGCUCUGGAAGACCCUAGUGUACCUGCCCUGGAAGACCCUAGUGGACCUGCCCUGGAAGACCCUAGUGGACCUGCUCUGGAGGACCCUAGUGGACCUGCCCUGGAGGACCCUAGUAGACCUGCCCUGGAAGACCCUAGUGGACCUGCUCUGGAAGACCCUAGUGGACCUGCUCCGGAAGACCCUAGUGGACCUGCCCUGGAAGACCCUAGUGGACCUGCUCUGGAAGACCCUAGUGGACCUGCCCUGGAAGACCCUAGUGGACCUGCUCUGGAAGACCCUAGUGGACCUGCCCUGGAGGACCCUAGUGGACCUGCUCUGGAAGACCCUAGUGGACCUGCCCUGGAGGACCCUAGUGGACCUGCUCCGGAAGACCCUAGUGGACCUGCUCUGGAAGACCCUAGUGGACCUGCCCUGGAAGACCCUAGUGGACCUGCUCUGGAAGACCCUAGUGGACCUGCCCUGGAAGACCCUAGUGGACCUGCUCUGGAAGACCCUAGUGGACCUGCUCUGGAAGACCCUAGUGGACCUGCCCUGGAGGACCCUAGUGGACCUGCUCUGGAAGACCCUAGUGUACCUGCUCUGGAAGACCCUAGUGGACCUGCCCUGGAGGACCCUAGUGGACCUGCUCCGGAAGACCCUAGUGGACCUGCUCUGGAAGACCCUAGUGGACCUGCCCUGGAAGACUCUAGUGGACCUGCUCUGGAAGACCCUAGUGGACCUGCCCUGGAAGACCCUAGUGGACCUGCUCUGGAAGACCCUAGUGGACCUGCUCUGGAAGACCCUAGUGGACCUGCCCUGGAGGACCCUAGUGGACCUGAUCUGGAAGACCCUAGUGGACCUGCCCUGGAGGACCCUAGUGGACCUGCUCCGGAAGACCCUAGUGGACCUGCUCUGGAAGACCCUAGUGGACCUGCCCUGGAAGACUCUAGUGGACCUGCUCUGGAAGACCCUAGUGGACCUGCCCUGGAAGACCCUAGUGGACCUGCUCUGGAAGACCCUAGUGGACCUGCUCUGGAAGACCCUAGUGGACCUGCUCUGGAAGACCCUAGUGGACCUGCCCUGGAGGACCCUAGUGGACCUGCUCUGGAAGACCCUAGUGUACCUGCUCUGGAAGACCCUAGUGGACCUGCCCUGGAGGACCCUUGCAUGCCCCCUUUGCAGGAGGUGAACUCUCUUGUAUUAAACACAAAGGAGGUGCCAGGUGAACCUAAACCACAUGCCAGCCCUUCUUUGCUCUUGAUGCAGACAAAUGAUGUGCAACUGAACACAGAACGGAGAACCGAGGACCCAGAGGAACCUGAACCUGCCUCCUGUCCUGCUGAAGGCUCUCCAGAUGCAGAUGUCCAUGAAGAGGAGCGACUCAGUCAACCGUGUCCGGCGGAUCGAGCCACCGUGUCCAGAUCUUCCUUGGAGGCCAGAGAGCAUCUGAAGCCGUUGGCUCACGAAGACGCCCACAGCAGUGUCUCUGACCACUGGGCCAGGAGGAGGAAGCUCUGCAAGGAGAGCAAGGAAUGGAGCUCUACGGCUGGAGGAAGCUCUACGGCUGGAGGAAGCUCUAUGACCAGCGACAUCACAGAGGAACCAGGUCCAGAUGUCUUGACGCUGGCCAUCGGGUCGGACAUCGCCCGAGGGCCCAACGCGCCCCGGCCAGCGUGUCGCGGUUAUCUCCACAAGAGAACCCAGGUGGGUCUGUUCCAGGGCUGGAGGAGGAGGUGGUUCGUCCUCACGCAGGGCUGCUGCCUCUUCUACUACCGGCACCGGAGGGAUGAAGGUCAGAGGCGGGCCUUGUUUGCUGUGAAGCUGGAGGGGGCGGAGCUUGGGCCGGACGCCUCCCUGGGGAAACCCUUUGUGAUCCGGUGCCGCCCUCCGUCCGGGAGCCGAGUCUACUUCCUGCGCGCCGCGUCCAGCCAGGAGACGAGGCGCUGGCUUAAGGCUCUGGAGAAGGCCAUCCAUCCCAUCACACAGAACCACGUGUGGAUGGACGUCACCAGACACAACUCUCUGCUGCCCCCGCUGGCGGUGAGGAGCCCCGAGUGCCUGGGCCUGCUCCAGAAGUACGAGGCCCUGAAGGCCUCGUGGGCGCAGCUCUACUGCGUCCUGAAGGACGGCUGCCUCUACCUGUACAGCGGCCUCCGGGCGCCGGGCGCCUACGAGUGAAGACCCCCGCCAGAGGGUCCGUGACGUGGUGUCUGAAGCCUCUGCCUCAGGUGGGAUCUACCUGCAGCCCUACGCAUCCAAGAAGUCCACCGUCGAGCUGCGGCCUCCGGCUGAGGAGUUCAAGGCCUUCUACUUGUGUGCGGAGAACCGCCGUGAGAACCAACGAUGAGCAGCGAGCGCCGGGGUCCUUCACGUCCUCUGGGCUCGCUGUUGCUAAGCAACGGUGCUCGACUAAACAACCAGAUGGUGCUUCGCAAACGCGUCCUGCACGAUAUGAAGAGACUCUUGGUCUUGUAUCUUGUUUCCUGCAUUCAUCUUCACCGUGUAUUGUUCUAGAACUGAUAACUGAGCUCAUGGGACAGAGUCCUGUCCGGGGCUCCGAGCUCAGCCUGAGGAUUGGACCUUUGAACUCUCCCUGGUGGAGGAGAUGACGCCUGCUGAUGCUCCGCUGUCUCCACAGGUGGAUCACCGCCAUCAAGGCUUCCAUUGACAAGUGGCGGCCUUCACGCUCGGCCUUCCAGGAGUACCUGAAUCAGCCACCAGGAGAGACGCCGCUGUGAGACGGACACUUCCUGUGGAGCACUGAUGCACUUCCUGAGGAUCAAUGGAUGCGCUUCCUGUUGGUAGCGGAGGCACUUUGUUCUCCGCCGCUGAGAGGCCAUGGUUUCGUGAUGCCCUCUGUGGUGCCUGAUCAUUUACAUGCAGCCCGACUGCUAAUGGAAAAGUGCAAAAUGUGAGGAACAAAAAGGGAAAAACAGGACUCCAUAUUUA